AUGCACAACUUUGCGAAGGUCCAACUCUUGGGCGAACCGGCUGACGCAAGCCCGGCCUCGAUGGCACCAAACGCCUCCGAGGCAGAAGAGCUUUUGCCCUCCGCGGCCUGGGAGAACGGUACAUACCAAAGUCUCUUCACACUGCCCUGGCUGCUGGAGGUGCAGCGUCGCUUUUGGCCCCGUCUGUUGCAGGUCAAAGUGGACCUGGCUCUACGCGAUCACUACGCCUCUUUGCGCCGCCAGACUCCAUCCUCCUCUCGGCAGGCUGUAUCCGUGGCCAGCGCUUCUGCCGACCCGUCGAGCGGACAGACCCGUCCAGGUCCCGACUCGGCCGGCAGCCUCGUCCGCGGCAGAUUGCAGACGGCCGACUUCUCGUCGGACCCUUCGACAGUCGCCUCGUCGUCAGGCUCGCUGUCGCCCGACAACUCGGGCCCCGAGUCGCCGGAGUGUGAGAGCCCUCCACGAUUUCUCUAUCAUUGGGGACUGACUUUCAAUAUGAACCACCGAUGA
Messenger RNA from Protopolystoma xenopodis, 510 nucleotides. NCBI's taxonomy places the organism in Eukaryota, Metazoa, Platyhelminthes, Monogenea, Polystomatidea, Polystomatidae. The record is from the annotation of a GenBank genome assembly.